UAAUCCGUAGAUUUUUAAUCCCGAGAUUGACAAUACAAAAGUUCUGAGUUCAGGAGAAGGUUGGCGUCCCAUAUAAAGCUGAGUGAGGAGGAGACGAGGAUCCUGGCUGAGACCCCGAGGGUGAUGGCCAAGACAGUAUCAGAAAAGGUCCUGCUGGACUGUGCUGUGGAAAAAUUAAUGCAUAGUGAAACCACUGGAGCUAUAUCCAAACCGAUUGUGGAACCCCAUCCUAAUCAAUGCAAUCAGUGUGAUAGAAGUUUUAAGAAACCGUCGGAUCUAACAAGACACUUGAGAACUCAUACGGGUGAAAAACCGUUUCCCUGUGACAAGUGUGAAAGAAGUUUUGCAGUGAAAAGUACUCUGAGAAAUCAUAUGAAGAUUCAUACUGGGAGUAAAUCUUUAGCCUGUCAUAUUUGCAGUUCUUUGUUUGCUGGGAAACAUAGCCUCAAGGUUCACAUGCGGCUUCACACCGGCUUCCUACCUUAUAAAUGCUCGAAAUGUGAUCAAAAGUUUCGGACUCCAUCAGGACGUAAACAACAUUUAGAAACACAUCUGAAGGAUGAGACUUCUGCUUCUAAUGACCUGGUUCCUCUCACCAUAUCAGCUGAGUCUCUAACAGCUGCACUAGAGGCAGUUAGCAGCACAGGAGCUCCACUUAUCGGAGCUACUGUGCAGCUGCAGCUCCAUGGAUCAGGGUUUGAGUCUGCCAUGACCCAUCUCCAUAUUAACGAGGAGGUGCUAGAGCAGCUGAGGCGAGGGGAGAAUAUUAUCAUCACUAUCAAUAAUAACCAACUCACACAGGGCGUUGAAAGUUCCAAAAAGGCAGUACGGGACGAAAAACUACAAACGGAUGAAAUAAAGCAAACUACUGCUGUUAGCGCUGGCAAUGCUAGAGCUGUACCAAAGCUACGAUCUGUUAUUAAAGAAGCGUCUCUGUCGGAAUCAGAUAUUGAAAGAGCAGAGUUUAUAGGUUCAGACGCGGCAUUGAUUACUAUUCUUAACCCUGGAGAAGAUGUUAACAGGUUUCAAGAACCUGUUGGAGUUCAAGGUGUACAUAUCCCAUCCGGGUACACUCCUGGACAGGGUGGGGUAGGAGAAGGAGAGCCUGGUAUGUCUGGGUUAAGGGACGGAGAGAUAGUUGAGUUUUCUGGGGGAGAGAGAGGGAUAGUUCUCAACCUACAGAGGAAUAGUACAGAUACAUCACACUCACAACAAACACAAGGGGAGGUUUGGAAUGCAGAGGUCCAAGAUUCAGAGCUCUUGGAUAUAUCGCAGGAGUUCCCGGAACGAAUUCUCAUACAUGUGAUGUUUGCCCUCGAUCCUUUAACAAACCUUCACAACUCACAAGACAUAUGCGAAUACACACAGGCGAGAGACCGUUUCAGUGCGCAGAAUGCCGCAAAACUUUCAACCAGAAAAGCGCGCUGCAGAUACACGAAAGGCAGCAUGACGGCCUGCGACCGUUUAUUUGUCCUAUCUGUAAUUUUCCUUUCACUCAGAAAGGAAACCUGAAGAAUCACAUUCGUAGGAGCCAUCCCGAACAUCAGAAUGUCGAGUUGAAGAUCUUAAACGCCAGAAAUUAACCAUCCUGUCUGCAGUAUCCUUCGUGUCAUAGAACAGAAUACUAGCUAGAUAAAUAAGAGAACCAGUAUCCUUGGUGUCAUAAAAACAUGAUAGAUAGAUAUAAGAAUCAGCUAACUAUCCUCUCUACAGUAUCCUUGGUGUCAUAGAACAGAACAAAUAGCUUGAUAAAUAAGAGAAACAAGCUAACCAUCUUCUCUACAGUAUCGUAUCUUGGCAUAUGAUAUAUAGAUAGAUAUAAGAACCAGCUAACCAUUCUCUCUACAGUAUCCUUGGUAUCAUGGAACAGGAUAGAAGGAUAGAUAUGAGAACCAGCUAACGGCGAAAAAUAAGCGCUUUUCAUCGCAACUAAUCUUACUUGUAUCCAAGAACGUAACGUUCAUAAAAAUUAGAAAGUUGCAUCAUACGUCUCGGAUCGUAAAAAAAUCAA
Messenger RNA from Eurytemora carolleeae, 2011 nucleotides. RefSeq names its product transcription factor E4F1. The record is from RefSeq and is a predicted model, not a curated record. Lineage: Eukaryota; Metazoa; Arthropoda; Copepoda; Calanoida; Temoridae. The transcript has 11 exons. Bases 124 to 1512 code for a protein of 462 amino acids. Gene Ontology annotation, cellular component: nucleus.